Molecule: messenger RNA, 1221 nt
Organism: Plenodomus lingam JN3
Lineage: Eukaryota; Fungi; Ascomycota; Dothideomycetes; Pleosporales; Leptosphaeriaceae
Source: RefSeq, a predicted model, not a curated record
AUGAUUCCUGUGUACGAUAGAGAAGGAAGGCCCCUCGUUCUCGCACACACGGCAGAAUCCGCAGCUUUCAACCCUUCGACGACUUGCAUUCGUUCUCCCAUUCUCCCAUUUUCUUGUCAUCUCACACGCUCAGACAACGUCAUGCCGCGUGGGAGCCGAGAAAGGGAGAAGAAGUCACAGCCAAUUGUAUCAGAUGAUGAUUCUGAUACGAUAGUCGUCGCUAGACACGCAAUACCGCUACAUCUAUCUCCAAAUACCUAUGGCUUGAGCAAGCCUUCGCCGCGCAAGGAGACAACCGUCUACAAGUCUCCGUUGAAAGAGAAGCAUACAGUCUUCGCAGCAGACGAGGAAGAUAUCAAAACUGAGCUGGACGAAGAUGUCUCCAAUGACAUGAAACAAGCUGAGCCGGAGCAGCCGAUAAGCAAGAGCUGCGCCGUAUCCGGAUACCAUAUCAUACUCAAGGACGAGGAAGACUAUAAAACCUUUGCCGAUAUCAUGGCAAAGUACCCCGGCGCAAAUCUCCCAAACAUCCGCAUUCUGGAGAUCCACAUUGAUACCACCAAGCUCACAGAGUACCAUGACUUCCGCAUGGCUCUAGCACUUCAAGAGUUCCAGCCAUCGAGAAACGGAAUGAUUCCGCACCGGCUACAUACACUACGCGUGGUAGUGAAGGGAGAUGUACUAUUCACUCGAUAUGCUUACCAUCUCGCAUCCCCAGCAGCAUCAGAGGAUGCCAGUCACGUAAUGAAGAAGCUCAUUAGAGACAGAUUGAGCAGGAAACAAAAAUCCAACCUGAUGUAUAAGCUUAACAGUACGGAAUUGGGUAUUUCAAAUGCCCUUCUUGCCACGCGUGGUGUCAAGCAAGUUAGUAUCGAAGGAACGGGUAAGGUCGAAGGCAACUUUGCCCAAACCCUCCUCGAUACUCUGACCCAGCCUCCGGGCACAAAAAUCAUUCAACUGCAUGAGCCUGUUUUUCCUUUUAUUGCAGACGAGAUAAAUCGGACUGGUGAAAUCUGUUCUGGGGAUUACAAAGGCUCGACCUUACAAUCACGCCUAACGCUAGAUCAGAGUAGGCAUGAUUUCCCGGACAUGGGUGAGGAGGGGCGAGAAGAGGUAGCAAGUUUGGGUGUUGCGGAUAUGGUUCGAGUUCGCAGGAACACGACGGACACAAGCGACGCCCUAGACGGCAACACUGAUAUUGAAUUUGGAUGGAAGAUCUGA